This is a messenger RNA of Juglans regia (Persian walnut), 1365 nucleotides long. RefSeq names its product tetraspanin-18-like. Lineage: Eukaryota; Viridiplantae; Streptophyta; Magnoliopsida; Fagales; Juglandaceae. Bases 234 to 1091 code for a protein of 285 amino acids. The transcript is spliced from 6 exons. The record is from RefSeq and is a predicted model, not a curated record.
AUCAUUUUGAUAGAAAGUGUAGAACGUAAAUUCGUCCCAAAAAGUUUGUUUCCCUCACGCAAAAUAGAAUCAAAUAAGAGGCACGAAAAUACUGAACGACAAAAGCAAUACACACACACGAUCUCAUCUCUCUCUCUCUGUGAAUUCUCUCAUUUGUGAUUGUGUUAGGUUUUUCAAUUUCGACACCCAUUUUGCCUCUGACUUCUAAAAAGUUUCAACCCCAAUUGUUGCAAAUGCGACCCAAUUGUUGCCACAUUUCCUUUGCUUUCGUCCUCAAGUUCCUGAAUUUUCUUCAGGCUUUCGUUGGGGUUUCAAUCGUAGUAUACUCCGUAUGGAUGCUCAACCAGUGGAGCCACCACGUUCCCAUUUCUCCACCACCUUCAGCUCCAUCCCCAGCUUCUUCUCUCUCCCUUUUCGUGGAUUCUGAAUCAGCUUGGGUAUCCAACCCGAUCACCAGAGUCAAUCUUGCGGCCGAUAUCGUUUCCGGGUUCGAUGGCGGUUCUGGGUUGGAGCUCGAUGUGAAUUCCUUUCAGCUUCCCGCUCCUUGGUUCAUCUACUCUUUCAUGGGAGUGGGCAUUAUCUUGUGUUGCAUUACUCUCAUAGGUUGCAUUGCUGCCGAAGUAAUUCAUGGCUGCUGCCUAUGUUUUUAUACUUUCCUCAUUACUGUAUUCAUACUAAUAGAGGCGGCUCUGGUGGCAUUCAUUGCAAUUGAUCGUAAUUGGGAAAAGGAUCUUCCAAUUGAUCCGACUGGUGAACUUGAGAGCCUUGUAUCUUUCAUUGAAGACAAUAUUGACAUCUGUAAAUGGGUUGGUAUAGCUGUCGUUGUCAUUCAGGCAUUAUCUCUUCUACUCUCAAUAAUUCUGCGAGCCAUGCUUUCUACUCGGAGACCUGACUUUGAUAGUGAGGAAGGCUAUGAUGGUAGGAGUAGAACUUGGGAACCACUGCUAAAUCCACAAUCAACCCAACCAUCUGUGUCAACCAAGGGUGAUGGUAGAGGGACUCACUCUGACAUCUGGAGCUCACGGAUAAGGGAGAAGUAUGGACUGAACGCAAAUCAGAACACAUCAGUGAGCUCAAACUCAAGGCAGUGAAGGCCGCAGAAUGUUUCCAUCUCACAUUUCAGAAAAAGGCCGGUAGAAUGCCCGCUCCAUGUCAAUACCAGAGCGUUUGUUAUACAUAAUUGCUUUGUAGAUUUUUUGCCGUUUGCCUUUCUUGAAGAGUGAGUGCGUGCGUGCGUGUGUGAUGUAUAUACUCAUUUAAGGGCGUGUGUGGUAACUUAUUAUUGUGUGCGUGGAAGUCCUUGCAAGUUUUAUACUCUUUGUUUGUUAAAGGAAAAAGGUGGUUGUUUUGGUUAAUGCGGUGUUU